Molecule: messenger RNA, 660 nt
Organism: Ceutorhynchus assimilis (cabbage seed weevil)
Lineage: Eukaryota; Metazoa; Arthropoda; Insecta; Coleoptera; Curculionidae
Source: the annotation of a GenBank genome assembly
AUGGCUUCGCGACCUACCCCUAAGCACUGGGAAAUCAUUUUAGAUUGGCUGGAGAGAAAUCCAGAAAUGGUUUCUGGCCGAGGUAUAGGCCCCACGGGCAAAUCCAAUUUGAAAGAAAAAUGGGAGAACUUAGCUAUAACAUUGAACAGCUUGGGUUAUACUAACAAAUCAGCUGAAAAAUGGAUGAAGACAUGGACUGAUUUCAAAUGCAAUUUGAAAAGAAAAGCUGCCGAUAUCAAAAAGGAACAAAACAAAACUGGAGGAGGUCCCUCAACAUCAAAGGCGUUAAAUGAAUUUGAAGAGAGAGCUUUGCAACUGCUAGGAUCCACAUUUAUAGGUCUGGCCAAAGAAACAAUUUUAUUAGAAAAUAUUGAAUUAUUAAAAGAAAAAAUAUCCAACUUGUCAACCAUAGAAUCCGGCAACAUUGGAAACAAAAGUUACGCAGCUUAUGUGAAGUCACCUUCAAGUCAGCCAACGAAUGGAUCAAAUAGUGGGGCCAACGCAACAGCAUUGAAGGAACCAAACUCCAACUGGUCGUGGGCGGCUCCCAUAAGCAGUGUUGCAAACAGAAAUACUCACAAUCCCCCCAGUUCGAGCCAUAUCCAAUUGACGAAUAAAUCAAAACAUCAUCAUUACCUCAACAUGAGGACAUCAAAUUAA